GUCCACGUUUGCUGUUGUUCCGUUGGUCUAGUCUUGUGCACGGCUACCACUUGACUACCUACUACCCAAUACUAGUAGUAGUACUUCACCAUAACUGCACUACAAUACACCACCCCACGCUAGCCGCCUCUGGCAGUUCCGUUCACAAUGGCCCCUACUCAUCGUCGUGGACCUUGGGUCCCUGAGGAAGAUCAGCUACUACUGCAGUUGGUUCGCGAACAAGGCCCCAACAACUGGGUCCGGAUCUCUCAGCACAUGCACUACCGCUCUCCUAAGCAAUGUCGCGAGCGAUUUCACCAAAACCUCAAACCCUCAUUGAACCGCGAGCCGAUCUCGGCUGAAGAAGGCUUGAUGAUCGAGCGCAUGGUGAAUGAGAUGGGCAAGCGGUGGGCUGAGAUCGCCCGACGUCUGGGGAAUCGUAGCGACAAUGCGGUCAAGAACUGGUGGAAUGGCAGUAUGAACCGGAAGAGAAGAGGCCUGCCCACUACUGGUUCUGCUCUUUCGGGACGUACUUUUCAUGGACGGGUUGAAGCUCCCUAUGCGCGGACAUCUUUGGGCUUGAGCAGCCCUGUUAGCCGAUCCCGCUACUCCUCCAUCUCUAGCGAGAGACCAAUGACCUCCUGGACGAAAUCUCCCUCUUCUCGCCGGGAAUCCUUUUCAGCAUCUUCCAUGGACUGCCCCCGGCAAUUGACGCCUAUCUUCACCCUUCCCGCCCUCAAUCGCCCGGUCGAGACGCCUCUGACUUCGCCCACAUACUCCGACGCCCCGUCAAUGGAGCCCCCAUCAAUGAUGUCAGAUCGCAACUCUAUCUCUUCCUCGCCCAGAACCGUCGCGUCUCCUCAGCUUCUUCCUUUCCCGGUGGACAUGAGACCUCUCUAUGGUGAUUCUCGCAGGCAAAGUGCAUCGUCUAUGCAAACCACCGAUGAGAGCUACCUACCCAAUUCUUACUACGGACCUAAGACACGGGAGUCUAUCUCAGAUCUAUCUCUCAAGCAACGAUGGAUCUCCGACUAUCAACCUUGGAAUCGACCGACCUCGUUAUCGCCUGCCUGGUCUGUCUCUUCAGAAGACAAGACCGGGUCGCCGCGCGAUGCUCGCAUGGGUCUUCAAAACCUACUCAAUUGAUCCACGACGGUCCUUUUGUUGACUUACUGAGAAUGAUCCCAUGACUCCUUUAAUUUCAUCACGAAACCCCGACCGACCCUUGUCACUCUUUCCUGCAUCG
Messenger RNA from Aspergillus saccharolyticus JOP 1030-1, 1225 nucleotides. RefSeq names its product putative MYB family conidiophore development protein FlbD (gene flbD). The record is from RefSeq and is a predicted model, not a curated record. Lineage: Eukaryota; Fungi; Ascomycota; Eurotiomycetes; Eurotiales; Aspergillaceae. Bases 148 to 1125 code for a protein of 325 amino acids. Gene Ontology annotation, cellular component: nucleus. The transcript is spliced from 2 exons. Gene Ontology annotation, molecular function: DNA-binding transcription factor activity, RNA polymerase II-specific; RNA polymerase II cis-regulatory region sequence-specific DNA binding. Gene Ontology annotation, biological process: positive regulation of transcription by RNA polymerase II; mitotic cell cycle.